This is a messenger RNA of Synchytrium microbalum, 1929 nucleotides long. RefSeq lists its product as uncharacterized. The transcript has 7 exons. The record is from RefSeq and is a predicted model, not a curated record. Gene Ontology annotation, molecular function: metal ion binding; ATP binding. NCBI's taxonomy places the organism in Eukaryota, Fungi, Chytridiomycota, Chytridiomycetes, Synchytriales, Synchytriaceae. Bases 1 to 1929 code for a protein of 642 amino acids.
AUGGCAGCCAGACCAAUAAAGAAGCUGCUUAUUGCUAACCGCGGUGAGAUCGCCAUUCGGAUUUCGCAGAGUGCCAAGGAACUGGGAAUCAAAACUGUGGGAUGCUAUGUUCGUGAAGACAUGUCCCAUGUUCCCUACAUGGAUGAAGCCUGUGAACUAAAUGUACGCAGUGGUGCAGCACCAGCAGCCUCAUUUAACGACAUUGGAGCGCUGAUAAUGGUGGCCAAAAGAUUCGGCGCUGAUGCAGUACAUCCCGGCUACGGAUUCGUCUCUGAAUCUGGUGAUUUCGCACAAGCUUGUUCGCAAGCAAACAUACUGUUUGUGGGCCCAUCGCCUGCCAAUUUGAGAACGUUUGGCGACAAGAUCACGGCCAAAGUAGCUGCCAAAGAAGCUGGUGUUUCUGUUGUUGAGGGUACUGCGUCGGCUGUUAUGGGCGUUGGUGAAAUUGUGGCGUUUGCAAACAAGUUUGGAUAUCCUAUAAUCCUGAAACACGCUAACGGUGGAGGAGGACGCGGAAUCCGUAUCGUCCACGAAGAAUCCGAAAUCGAAACAGCCUACAAACGAUGUCUAUCUGAAGUCGGCGGUACCGCUAACGGCGGUGUCUUUGUAGAGCAGGCCAUAAUGGGAGGUCGUCACAUCGAAAUCCAAAUCCUAGCCGACACGCAAGGAAACGUAGUCCAUCUCUACGAUCGAGACUGUAGUGUACAACGUCGAUUCCAAAAGAUUGUGGAAAUUGCUCCUGCUUUGAAUAUUGAAGCUGGAUUGAGAGAACGGGUAUUCAAGGAUGCUGUUGCUUUGGCACAGCAUGUGAAAUACGCUGGUGCUGGAACCAUCGAGUUCCUCGUAGACGAAAAGGCCAACCGUCAUUACUUUAUGGAGGUUAAUCCACGUCUUCAAGUAGAACACACAAUCACCGAACAAGUCCUAGGUCUCGACCUAGUUGCAGCUCAACUUCACAUCUUCCAAGGAACGUCAUUACAAGAGAUGAACAUAAUCCAAUCCAAGAUCGUGCCCCGUGGCGUCUCAAUCCAAUGCAGAAUAACGGCGGAGGACGUUAGCAAAAACUUCCAGGUGCAGACCGGCGUAAUCAGUAUAUGGCAAGCCGCUUCCGGUAACGGCACAAGGGUGGAUACGUUUGUCAAAUCUGGUGUUGAAAUCACACCGUUCUUUGAUUCGAUGAUUGCCAAGUCUAUUACUACUGGCUCGUCAUUUGAGGUUGCUAGAAGAAAGGCAUUGAGAGCUGUGAGAGAGACUGUUGUUCAAGGCGUCAAAACAAACAUUGGCUUCCUAAUCAACUUGUUGGAGCACCCCCAAUUCAUCGCCCAGCAAGGAAUCACCACAUUAUGGGUCGAGGCUCACACCGAACUCAUGAAGGAAGCUAUCAGCACCGCACCAGUAGCAUCAUCAUCAACCGCCACGCAAUCAUCAGUAGACCCGAACGCAAUCUACGUCAAAUCCGGGGAGACCCGUCUCCUCGAAAUCAACACUGACGCAACAGCAGCGACCGGAUGGGAAGAACAUACGGUUAAAAUCCACUCUGUAGUUCCACCAGGAGCAGGCUUGGGAGCGUCUCAAGUACCCCAUACAUCAAUCAGCGCGGAAAUCGACGGUACACCAUUACGUUUGCGAUUACAUGGACCUGGAACUGCAGCCAGGAAGGUAAAUGUAAAGAUUGAAGCCCCGCCAGGCAGUAUUGCGAUUUUAGCACCUCAUGAUGGACGAGUCGUGGAAGUCUUGUUUGAAGAGGGUGAAGAUAUCGAGGAGGGACAGGAAGGUGUCGUGCUGAGUUUGAUGAAGAUGGAGACUAUUGUCAAUACUGCUAUCACUGGACGAGUUGUCAAGGUUGUUGUUGCUGAGAAUGAUGUUAUCAAGGAAGGAGCACCUCUUAUGUUUGUACAACCAGAGGGAGUGUCUGCUGCGAAACUGUAA